UCGAUGUUGGUUAUUAGAUCACCGAAUCUGUGAAUAGUAUAGACAUGGAUCAGUGUUUGAUAGUGUGUAUUUGUUUUUUCUUUAUAUAUUCCAGUGUUUUGGGAAAAAUUUUAGAUAAACAACCCGAUUUUGUUAAAACUUGCCUUAUCACAAAACCAAGAGAUGAAUUUAUCAACUGUUCGACGCACGCAGUUCAAAUAUUAUUUAAUGAAAUACCCAAAGGCAAUAAAGAUAUAGAGUUACAAGUUUUGGAUCCCCUUAAAGUCUCAGUUGUUAAGAUUCUUCAAGGUGGUGGAGGGCCUGUAACUGUGAACGCCUCAUUAACUGAUGUGACCAUACUAGGUUUUGGUAAUACUAAAAUAUUGUUUAAUAGUGUAGAUCCAGAAACGUAUGAUUUUUAUACAAAAUUACAUUUACCAAAGCUACGGAUCGAUGGAAAUUAUGAACUUCUCGGGAGAAUAUUAUUAAUACCCUUGAGGGGUAAAGGCACAUGCUGGUUUGAUGCGAGAGAUCUUAACAUUAACGUUAAAUCGGAUGUUAUUUUGGAACAACGUAAUGGUUUUCACUUUUUUAAUGUUACGAAAGUUCAUGUUAAGUUUAGUAUUGAUGGUUUAAAAUUACACAUGGGAAAUUUAUUUGAAGGAAUCAAAGCAUUAGAGGAUUCAACAAAUGCUUAUCUAAAUGCUAAUUGGAAACCAGUAGCUGAAUCUUUAAACCCAAUUUUGUCCAGGACUAUUGAAGAUAUUAUGAUUGACAUUUUACAGAAAGUAUUCGACAACAUUCCAGCUGACUUUUUCUUAGGAGAUAUUAUUAAAAAUAACAAAGACAGAGAAAUGAAACAAAAAAAUAAUUAAAACAACUAUACAGUACACACUAUUAAUUAGUAACACUAUACCUAGUACAGUAUUUUAAGUGAUAAUAAAAUUUUAGUAAUAAUUUAAUUAAUUUUAAUAAAAUAAAUUUUCAUACAAAUUUACUUUCUUAUGUUGGAAUUCCCACGGUUUUCAUGGAUUUCCCAAAAAACUCCAAAGUCCUACAUUAAAAAUUCAAUUUCCAAAAAUACCUAGCGUAUAAACAUGAUUUUAACGCCUUGACGCAAUACAGUCUAUAUAUAGUUUUCUAAAAAUGAACAAUUUGUUUUGAAGGUAUGGAAUGAUUCAAUAUUUUGGUAAGAUGAUAAUACACUACUUAAUAAGCCAGAUAUGAUAUAUUUUCAAAAUUACGAAUAUUUUUGUGUUUAGAUCGGUUUUGUUUCAAAAAUUACAUUACAAAAAUACAGUACGAAUAUAAAGUUUAAAAUCGUUCUAAAGUAGUCCAUUAAUUUGUUACAUUCAUAAUAAUUCGAGGUGUCUUGGAAAUCUUAAAAAAUGCCACAAGAAUAGGACAAUAACCCUGUAUAUGAUAGACAAUUCUUAAAUUAGAAUUAUACAUAAAAAUGCAAUUUUAUAAAUGAAACAAAUCCAAAAUUAAUUUUGGCAUUUGACUCAACUUUCUAUGACUCAUAUUUGAAAAAAAUAAUCGAUAAUAUUGUGAUUUUGGUUCUAUUCGUAUAUUCAAAUGACUUUGUAAAAAAGCCACAAGAAUAGGACAAUACCCCUGUAUAUGAUAGACAAUUCUUAAAUUAGAAUUAUACAUAAAAAUGCAAUUUUAUAAAUAAAACAAAUCCAAAAUUAAUUUUGGCAUUUGACUCAAGUUUCUAUGACCCAUAUUUGAAAAAAAUAAUCGAUAAUAUUGUGAUUUUGGUUCUAUUCGUAUAUUCAAAUGACUUUGUAAAAAAGCAAAAUCAAAUAGAAAGAUUACAUUACAAUAUCCCCCUUUUUAAGAAAUCACUUAAUUGCCACUUUAUUUUUUUGCAUUUAUUCAUCUACAGUCGGUAUAUUUAUCACUAACAUAUUUAAAAAAAGUCAAACUCGACAGAUAUAUCUGACAAGCGUGCGUUUAAAACUACACUAUGUUAUGAUUAAUUUCUAGUAUUUUACAUUUUAAUCUUAUACAUUCUUUUAAUAUUAAAACACGAAUAUUGUUUUUGCGAAUAUUAUUUAAAAAAUCCAUAAACGUAUAGUGGAGAUGAACGAAUGGGAAUAAACCUUAAAAUUAAAGCUACUUAGUAAAAAGGUAAUUCAUAUGUACCGGCCAUAAUAGAUCAUUAGUGUAACAGUCACACAGAUAGAGUUAUACAGUUCAACCGAAG
Molecule: messenger RNA, 2191 nt
Organism: Sitophilus oryzae (rice weevil)
Lineage: Eukaryota; Metazoa; Arthropoda; Insecta; Coleoptera; Curculionidae
Exons: 5
Coding region: 45-854 (269 amino acids)
Source: RefSeq, a predicted model, not a curated record